AGACGAUAGACCUGCAUUGUGCCACUGCCUCUGGUCAGAGACAGUUGGAGAUUCAGAGAAGCAGCAUCACUGGCUGCAGACACAGCAUCUUGAAUAAAAAACACAUAUCCAGCUGCAGAGAGAAAAGCCUGCAGACGGAUACCUGCGAUUGCAAGAGAGGAGAGGAGAAGAAAGGACUCGACAAAAGACAAUUUGGAAGCAGCCAUGCGACCGCGGUCCAGACUGCUGUCCAAGAGACGACUCCUGCUGCCCACGAUCAGAGAAGGCCCCGAGGAGACGGUGAGGGAUCGGAAUGAGGCCAACACGCUUCACAUUGCAUCUGUCUCCUCUGAGGACUACCUCCUCUCCAUCUGCCACCUGGCUCACCCCACCUUCCCCAGCAGAGAUGUUUCCCCUGACAACACACAGCACACAAGGCAGUUGCAUGUUGGUCACCAGAGGCUGAGGCUGAGGUCCACUGGGAAAACAUCCACCAGAUAUGAGUUCAGCCCCGCAGAGGAGGCACAAGCCGAGCAGAGAGAGGACGAAGAACUGAGUGGCAAGCUGAUGUUUGGCAACUCUGACCCUCUGGAGUAUCUUUACGGACACCAGAGCAACCUCUCAGGUGGUGUGAGGAGGGCGUUUGUGGAGGGAAGCUUCAUGAGACAACAUGGAAGCGUAUGGGAGUGCCCGGCUCGCUCCAGGGCAAACAGCAUCCCCCGGGCCUCAAGUCCAGUCCCCCCACGCCAACGCAAGAGCAGCUGCCCUGAGCUACACACCAGCAGUGACACAUCAGCUCCGGAUAUCUCUCCAAAACACAGCUCAUCCAGGUUGGAGGCCCAGAGAGGGACCCUGGUAGAGAGAGGAGCAGAGGCCGAGAGGCACAAACCUGCCGUCAAACAAUCCCUGAUCUCCCAGUGGAUCUCUGACUGCAGGUCAGCGUGGAGAGAGGCGCGUGUGCGGGUCUGCAUGCUGCCUGCAAUCGCUGAGAUAUAGUGGCACAAGCAGACAGGCGUUGUGAAAGAAGACAUUCCUCAAUAAAGUGUCCAGGUCUUUUUCUGUCAGUGCAUGAGACAUUGGCAUCAGGAGAUAUGUAGACGUGUAUUAUGCAGAUUAUGUAACAGGGAAACAAGUAAAUACACAUUCAAAAAGAUACAGAGGCAAGUAAUGUUGUCAUGAUUGUCCGACUGUAAUGUUACAUCAAUGUCAUCAUUUGCUAUUCCAACCCUCUUACUCUUGAUAUAUGCUGGUGAUCAUACAAAACAUACAAAUCUGCAAAGUCCUUUUAUACGUUUCUGUGU
Paralichthys olivaceus (Japanese flounder) is the source of this 1280-nucleotide messenger RNA. RefSeq lists its product as uncharacterized. NCBI's taxonomy places the organism in Eukaryota, Metazoa, Chordata, Actinopteri, Pleuronectiformes, Paralichthyidae. The record is from RefSeq and is a predicted model, not a curated record. Gene Ontology annotation, cellular component: mitochondrion. Gene Ontology annotation, biological process: regulation of autophagy.